AUGGGCUCGAAGCUCCGGCAACUGACUCCUGUGAUGCAUCUGCCCGCCGUUGUAUCCGCUCGACAGGAGGCACUUCAAGGGCUCAAGAAAAUCAGCGCAAUCCAAGUUUCGCACGCGGCCGAGAAGGACCGAUAUGUGGUCGACGUGUGUGCCGAGGACCGGCCAAAUUCCACUUCGACCCCCCAAGAUGGCGAUAAGCCUCGAGCACGAAGCCGUCGAGUUGAGAAGGACUUGUCGGAGUUUGUCGACCUGCACGACAAAGUGUACGACAUUGUGCACUUUGCUCACCGUCGUGACCAAAGCGAACUGUGCAGCAAAAUCCUCGACGUGAUCGUGUUUGGACCGAAUCCAGACAGCCUGGUCCUACACUUUGUGAGCCGUAAGCGGGUCGCGCGUGAACUUGGACGCUUCUUGGAAGCCUUGCGUAAGGUUACCGUCGAGCACACUACGACUGGUAGUCAAGGCGGCUGCUCUGGGCAAACCCUCGUGGUUCAAGUAGUCCACGGAUUCCUGCUUUAA
This is a messenger RNA of Phytophthora sojae, 519 nucleotides long. RefSeq lists its product as hypothetical. The record is from RefSeq and is a predicted model, not a curated record. The transcript has a single exon. Lineage: Eukaryota; Oomycota; Peronosporomycetes; Peronosporales; Peronosporaceae. The coding region runs from base 1 to 519 and encodes 172 amino acids.